This is a messenger RNA of Nelumbo nucifera (sacred lotus), 1519 nucleotides long. It is a transcript of the gene DCP2, whose product is annotated as decapping 2. Gene Ontology annotation, biological process: nuclear-transcribed mRNA catabolic process, nonsense-mediated decay; deadenylation-dependent decapping of nuclear-transcribed mRNA. Gene Ontology annotation, molecular function: 5'-(N(7)-methylguanosine 5'-triphospho)-[mRNA] hydrolase activity; RNA binding; manganese ion binding. The record is from RefSeq and is a predicted model, not a curated record. NCBI's taxonomy places the organism in Eukaryota, Viridiplantae, Streptophyta, Magnoliopsida, Proteales, Nelumbonaceae. Gene Ontology annotation, cellular component: cytoplasm.
GAGGAUUUUAUGUGGAAUGAGAAGUCUACGAGUCGACUCUUGCAUUGCAGUGAACUCUCUCCCUUUUUACGCGCCAGUCUGUUGUGUGUACUGGUGGGCAGUAAUCGGCUGAGGUGGAUAAAAGGUUAAUUCAAUCGCUAAUAUCGUUCUAUCGGCGAUAUCUUGCUUUUGCCGUGAAAUUGAACUGAGAAAUCGAGGGACUAGGGAUUCCAAGGGGUUUCACCUACAGCGGAGAAGCCAUGGCAGGUCUUAAUCGUUCCACAAGCGCUCCCAUGAAAAACGGCCUUCCUCCCCAAGAGCUCCUCGACGACCUUUGCAGUCGAUUUAUCUUAAAUGUUCCUAAAGAAGACCUAGAAUCAUUUGAGAGGAUUUUAUUUCUCAUUGAGCAAGCCCAUUGGUUCUAUGAGGACAACUCGGUGGAACAAAAUCCAUUACUGAAAUCGCUUUCUCUGAAGGAGUUUGCUUCUUUGAUGUUUAAUAGUUGUGCUGCUCUGCGGCCUUAUAUAGCACACAUUGAUGAUAUUUACAAGGACUUCACUUCCUACAAGGUUCGGGUUCCAGUAACUGGAGCAAUCAUUUUGGAUGAAUCUUAUGAACGGUGUUUACUAGUGAAGGGAUGGAAGGCUGGAUCAAGCUGGAGUUUUCCCCGUGGAAAGAAGAACAAAGAUGAGGAAGACCACACUUGUGCCAUCCGAGAAGUCUUGGAGGAAACAGGUUUUGACAUUUCAAAACUUUUGAAAAUGGAAGACUAUCUUGAAGUUACUAUUGGACAGCAGAGGGUGCGACUUUAUAUCAUUCCUGGUGUGAAGGAAGAUACUGUUUUUGCACCAAUGACUAAGAAGGAGAUCAGUGAGAUCUCAUGGCACCGCAUUGAUGAAUUUCAGCCAGCAGGCAAUGAAGUAAUAUCCCGUGGGUCCAAUGGUCUGAAGCUUUACAUGGUUGCUCCCUUUUUAGCCUCUCUGAAAGCAUGGAUUGCUGCAAAUCAGCCUCCCACUGCCCAAAAAUCCGAGGCAUCUUUCAAAGGAACAUGUGUAUGGAAGGCAAAGAACAGUUCCACAGGGGGUACAACAGCAGCAACAACAGAGGGGCAGUCAACUAGAUCUGGACUUGAAACUCAGCUGUCUGAUGUGGGCCCUGGAAAAAGCUUCAGAUGCUUCAGGUUCGAUUCUGCUUUAAUCCUACAGGCAAUGGAAGCUACAUUUUCGUCCUAACUAGAACAUUGCUCUGAUUCCUCUGUAAAGUAUACUAGGUCGAUGUUAGGUUUCAUUGUAUCAGCCAUGCCCUUAGUGUGUAUCUAUCACAAUGGUCUUUGAGGCCCAACCUUAUACGACAUUAACUGCUUCUGGUCUGGUUUGGGAGGUUGUAGAUUCUGUAUAGCAAAUGUAAAAGAUCUUUCUGUUCAAGUAGUUGCUAUUGUUAAACCGAGAGUUGAUCUAUUUAGUUUUCAUUCAAGUACUUCCUGAGUUUCUGUUAAAUGUAAUGAUUGUAAUCUUGUGAGAAAUGAUUGUGGUAUUAGCUA